CGACUGUUGUUCAUCCGGCUGUGAUCCUAGUCGUGGGAGCAACGAUGGCCAGCGGUGCAGCUAAACAACCGACUAAAAUUGUCGCCAAAGCUAAUGCGGGCGGCGCUGGGGCGGCGGGGGCCGGCGGUGGGCCCCCGGUGAUGCCCCUCGCGUCUCCCCUUAUGGGGAAAAAGAAGAAGCCGUUUCUGGGGAUGCCCGCGCCGCUCGGCUACGUCCCCGGGCUCGGCCGAGGUGCUACUGGUUUCACCACCCGAUCUGAUAUUGGUCCUGCCCGUGAUGCCAAUGAUCCAGUGGAUGAUCGACAUGCGCCGCCGGGGAAGAGGACCGUCGGGGACCAAAUGAAAAAGAACCAGGACGACGACGAUGAAGAUCUGAAUGACACCAACUAUGAUGAGUUUAAUGGAUACGCGGGGAGCUUGUUCUCCAGUGGACCCUAUGAGAAAGAUGACGAAGAAGCCGAUGCUAUAUACGCAGCACUGGACAAGAGGAUGGAUGAAAGGCGCAAAGAAAGAAGGGAGCUGAGAGAAAAGGAAGAAAUUGAGAAAUACCGUAUGGAGCGACCAAAAAUCCAGCAGCAGUUCUCAGAUCUGAAGAGGAAACUGGCUGAGGUGUCUGAGGAGGAGUGGCUUAGCAUCCCUGAAGUUGGCGAUGCCAGGAACAAGCGCCAGAGGAAUCCCCGUUACGAGAAGCUCACCCCUGUCCCCGACAGCUUCUUCUCCAAACACCUCCAAACCGGAGAGAAUCACACCUCUGUGGAUCCUUUACAAGGGCUGGGAGGUCUGAACACACCUUACCCAGGAAGCAUGACCCCAGGUCUCAUGACACCAGGAACGGGGGAACUGGAUAUGAGGAAAAUCGGUCAGGCCAGGAACACACUCAUGGAUAUGAGGUUAAGUCAGGUGUCUGACUCAGUCAGUGGGCAGACUGUAGUGGAUCCAAAGGGAUACCUGACAGAUCUCAACUCCAUGAUCCCCACUCAUGGAGGAGACAUCAGUGACAUCAAGAAAGCUCGCCUGCUGCUGAAAUCAGUGAGGGAGACCAAUCCCCAUCAUCCGCCGGCCUGGAUUGCCUCAGCCAGGCUGGAGGAAGUGACUGGCAAACUGCAGGUGGCCAGGAACCUGAUCAUGAAAGGCACAGAGAUGUGUCCCAAGAGUGAGGAUGUGUGGUUGGAGGCAGCCAGGCUCCAACCUGGCGACACAGCUAAAGCCGUGGUAGCCCAGGCCGUUCGUCACCUGCCGCAGUCUGUCCGCAUCUACAUCCGAGCUGCAGAGCUGGAGACGGACGUCAGGGCGAAGAAACGAGUCCUCAGGAAGGCUCUGGAGAACGUGUCCAAGUCAGUUCGACUGUGGAAGACAGCUGUCGAACUGGAGGAACCAGAAGAUGCAAGGAUCAUGCUUAGCAGAGCUGUGGAGUGUUGCCCGACUAGUGUUGAGCUGUGGUUGGCACUGGCCAGGUUGGAGACGUACGAGAACGCCCGUCGCGUCUUGAACAAAGCUCGAGAGAACAUCCCCACCGAUCGCCACAUCUGGAUCACUGCUGCUAAGCUAGAGGAAGCCAAUGGCAACACACAGAUGGUGGACAAGAUCAUUGACAGAGCCAUCACUUCGCUCCGUGCAAACGGAGUGGAGAUCAACAGAGAGCAGUGGAUACAGGAUGCAGAGGAGUGUGACAAAGCAGGCAGUGUGGCCACCUGCCAGGCCGUGAUAAGGGCUGUCAUAGGGAUAGGCAUUGAGGAGGAAGACCGCAAACACACCUGGAUGGAGGACUCAGAGAGCUGUGUGGCUCAUGGAGCGCUCGAGUGUGCCAGGGCCAUCUAUGCCCAUGCCCUGCAGGUGUUCCCCAGUAAAAAAAGUGUCUGGCUUAGGGCUGCCUACUUUGAGAAGAACCAUGGCACCAGAGAGUCUUUGGAAGCCCUGCUCCAGAGAGCUGUAGCUCACUGCCCCAAAGCAGAAGUACUGUGGCUAAUGGGUGCCAAGUCUAAAUGGCUGGCUGAAGAUGUGCCAGCAGCCAGAAGUAUCCUCGCUCUGGCCUUCCAGGCUAACCCUAACAGCGAAGAGAUCUGGCUUGCUGCUGUCAAACUGGAGUCUGAGAAUAAUGAGUAUGAAAGAGCCCGCCGACUGUUAGCCAAGGCCCGGAGCAGUGCACCAACAGCCAGGGUAUUUAUGAAAUCCGUGAAGCUGGAGUGGGUGUUGGGGAACAUAGAAGCAGCUCAGGAGUUGUGCACGGAGGCCCUGAAACACUACGAAGACUUCCCCAAGCUCUGGAUGAUGAGAGGCCAGAUUGAGGAGCAGUGUGAAAACAUGGAUAAGGCCAGAGAGGCCUAUAACCAAGGGCUGAAAAAGUGUCCCCGCUCGGUGGCACUGUGGUUGCUGCUGUCUCGUCUUGAGGAGAGAGUGGGACAGCUGACUAGAGCCAGAGCAAUCCUUGAGAAGGCACGUCUCAAGAACCCACAGAGCCCUGAGCUAUGGUUGGAGUCAGUCAGAUUGGAGUUCCGGGCGGGAAUGAAGAACAUCUCUAACACGCUGAUGGCCAAAGCACUGCAGGAGUGCCCAAAUUCAGGUAUCCUUUGGGCUGAGGCAGUGUUUUUGGAGGCCAGGCCCCAGAGGAAGACCAAGAGUGUGGACGCUUUGAAGAAGUGCGAACAUGAUCCCCACGUCUUGCUCGCUGUGGCCAAGUUGUUCUGGAGUGAACGUAAGAUCACCAAAGCCAGGGAGUGGUUCCUCAGGACGGUAAAGAUUGAGCCAGACCUGGGAGAUGCCUGGGCUCUCUUCUACAAAUUUGAACUGCAGCAUGGCACAGAGGAACAACAGGAAGAGGUGCGAAAGCGCUGUGAGAACGCGGAGCCCCGCCACGGAGAGCUGUGGUGUGCCGAGUCUAAACACGUCUUGAAUUGGCAGAAGAAGACAGGAGAGAUUUUAGCGCAGGUAGCCAGCAAGAUCAAAAACACAUUCUGAUACGACGGAAAUUUGGACUGAAUUCACCAGUGUAGCAGUGAGCAGCUAUGGACAUGCUUAUUCUUCUCCAGGACCUGCCCAUCUCUGGCAGACAUCAAGCAUUCACAAGUGCAUUCGUGUAACUAUUUUACAAACUCGAGUCAUUUAUUGAACUUAUCAGUCGAAGGUGUUGAUUAAAUUUCAAAGUGAAAACAGAUCUAUGCCCAUUUAAAAUCAAGUCAUAAAUAAAAGAUUAAACAUGGGUGCAAAUGUGCAACAAAGUAUGUGCCACUAAAUCUUACAUGGGUGUGAAUAAGUUGGUGUGGCAGAAAUAUGAAAUUGUCAUUGUUUCUCAUCCUCAGUUGUUAACUUGCUCCACAACAAGCUGUUAAGUCCUGUCCUCAUUAGAGGAAGUUUGGGGGGCUGAACUGAAUUGUAGUGAAAUCCACACCAAAACCAACCAGUGUCUGAAUUUAAGGUGAUUUCCAUCCAGCAUGUGAUAUGAAAUUCUAGCACUUAGAUGUAUCACAAUAAAGGAUGUUCAAACUAAGAGGUACCCAAAGCAAAAUAUGUCUUUUUCACUUUGACAUUGUUUUCUGCUGAUUUGUGUCAUAUUGUUCAAACCUGUUAAUAACCAAAAAAAAAAAAAAAGACAAUGAAUGCUUUCAUUGGGUGACUGUAACAGAUUGGAUGAUUCCACCUUUCACUGUUUAAAAAAAAAAAAAAAUCCAGACAUCAAAUUUUUGAGAACAUCUAUUUUGUAUAUCUUGUCCAAGCUGCUAUGUUGGCGAUCCAGAUGUGACUCUGUCCGUUCAGCAGGAUGUCACAGUGUAUAUAUAUGGAGUCUUUUUUUCUAGGAGUUAUUUCAAGAUUUGUCAUGUUUUUUUGUGAUGAUUUUUGCCCUUUCUUGUAGCUUGCUUUCAAAUGUGCUUAAAAUACUUUGCAGGCAUCCAAUAAACAAAUUACAAACUUUAAAUGCA
Mugil cephalus (flathead mullet) is the source of this 3913-nucleotide messenger RNA. It is a transcript of the gene prpf6, whose product is annotated as PRP6 pre-mRNA processing factor 6 homolog (S. cerevisiae). The transcript is spliced from 21 exons. Bases 45 to 2954 code for a protein of 969 amino acids. Gene Ontology annotation, cellular component: catalytic step 2 spliceosome; U4/U6 x U5 tri-snRNP complex. Gene Ontology annotation, biological process: mRNA splicing, via spliceosome; spliceosomal tri-snRNP complex assembly. Lineage: Eukaryota; Metazoa; Chordata; Actinopteri; Mugiliformes; Mugilidae. Gene Ontology annotation, molecular function: protein binding. The record is from RefSeq and is a predicted model, not a curated record.